This is a messenger RNA of Oncorhynchus nerka (sockeye salmon), 8591 nucleotides long. Its product is annotated as mucin-2-like. The transcript has 3 exons. Lineage: Eukaryota; Metazoa; Chordata; Actinopteri; Salmoniformes; Salmonidae. The record is from RefSeq and is a predicted model, not a curated record. Bases 326 to 3787 code for a protein of 1153 amino acids.
CUGGUCGCCGCAGCGAGGGGUGGUGAUAUCUAAGGUGCUAUGGCCACCCCCUGACUGGCUGACGGUCGCAGUUAGCGCGCUGACACGACCGAGCACAUUCUGAGCUUAGGGCUCAGAUUUUAUUUUUGGACUGCCAUGGAGACUGGCCCUUCCAUUUGUAGGAAGGGGGUAUAGUUGCGCUCAACAUGAGCCUUCCGCUCUGACACUCCGGGCUGGGACAAGCAGGCAGCAGCCGGCCGACCCCCAAGCAGCAGUCACACAGGGGACUCCCCUGUCCAGCGUGUUUGUCAACUGUAGUAAGCAUUACCUGGGGGUUAAACUGCUCAUGGCUGCCAGUUAUAGCAAUGUCACUGAACCAGGCCUGCUGUCCCAGCAGUACCCUCCAGCUCUACUGCCCAAGCCUGGCAAGGAAAAUGUUAGACUCCAGAAACUACUCAAGAAAACAGAGAAAAAAAUCAAGAAAAAAGCUUCCCCUGAAACGACAAAGACACCGGUCCCUUUCCGCUCAAACCUCUCCCCUGUGAAUGAAGCAAGCCCUGACUUGGAACACAGUGAUCACUCAACCCCUCCUAAAACCCCAGAUGCACCCUUCUACACACAGCACCCCAGAUUCGCUGUCAGGCCAGCCUAUCGGCAUGUGCCAUCCCCUUACCCGCAACAACGAGGAGCCACUUUUGGUGGUACAACAAGGUUCUCCCCAAAGCCAUAUGCUGCUCCAGGACCCACCUUCUCCCAGCAUGUGGCCCCACUCUACACAUUUACUCCAACAACUCCAUCACCCAUUCCAGGGCCAGUCUCACAUGCAGUGGCACCCACAACGCCUGUGCCAACUUCCUCUGUGCCUGAAGUGACAAUCACAACUGCUGCUCAAAUUGCACCUCCAGUCCCUGCUCCAGUUGCUCUUGUCACAGUCACUUCUGCUGCCACACAACCUACUCUGCGACUAGCCCCAGUAGUAAUACACCGCAAAAGUCCAAGUCCACGGUUUAAAGCUACCGAAGCUACACUAAAAGCACCCAAACCGAUGUUUGAUGUCCGUCAAAUUCGGGUAUAUACUGCAUCUAAGUCCCCCCUGCAUGAUUACACUGGAAAGACAUUUACUGCAGACACAUUACCUCGGAGUAGAACACCCACACCAGACAUCAGAUGGGAAAUAACACCAACAGCUGAAAUCAGAAGGAGUGCAACACCGGCAUCUGAAGUGAAAAGCAAUUUAACUUUGACAUCAGAAAUCAAAAGAGUUGCAACGUCUAAAAUGAAUCAAGGUACAACGCCGACAUCGGAAAUCAAAAGAAGUUUAACACCGACACCUGAAGUCAAAAGGAGUGCAACACCUACAUCUGGGGUAAAAAGAGGUUUAACGUCCAGACCUGAAAUCCAAAGGAGUGCAACGCCUACAUCUGAAGUGAAAAGAGCUAAAACGCCAACUCAUGACUUUUUAACACCAAGAACUAAUUUAGGUCGACCUAAGACACCCUCAUAUCGUGUGUCCCGUGCCAAAACACCUGUUUUUGAAAUAUCAAGACCCAACCCACUUUUAUUUGCUGUCUCACCCAUUACUAUAGAUUCACAUAGAUCUAAAACACCAACACCUGGUUCUAAUUCUGCCAAUCCAUCUUUGUCUAGUUCUCAAAAUCUGCCAAUGUCUGAGCCUUCAACAUCACCAUCAACUAGUCAGGGUGCAAGAACUCCAAAUGGGGAAGUGACAUCAAAAGAGACUCCUACACCUAAAUCACCUCCUGAAAACACUUUAAAACCAGAGGCUCCUCGACAAAAAGCUCUAAUAGGUGAGUCUACCAGACCAAAGACCUCUACAGCUUCAUUAGACUAUCAAAGACCAAAGACCCCAACAAAUGUCACACCAACUCCUACAGAACCCUCAUAUCAAAGACCCAAGACUCUAACCAAAGAAACACUAAAGCCUACAGCACCCUCAUAUGGGUACCAAAGACCCAAUACUCCAACAAUUAUCACACUAAAGCCUACUGCACCCUCCUAUCAAAGACCCAAGACUCCAACAAAAAAAACACUAGAGCCUACAGAACCCUCACAUGGGUACCAAAGACCCAAGACUCCAACCAAAGACACAUCAAAAUCUACAGCACCCUCAGAUGGGUAUCAAAGGCCCAAGACUCCAACCAAUGAGACACCAAAGCCUACUGCACCAUCAUAUGGAUAUCAAAUUCCCAAGACACCCUCGAAUGAAGAGCCUAAACCAAUGACUCCAACAAUCGGGUAUCAAAGGUCAACAACACCUGUAGUUGGGUAUCAAAGACCACAACCACCAGCAGGUUAUCAAAGGCCAAAGACUCCCACAGCUGGGGUAUCAUCCAUUGGAUUUCAAAGGCCCAAUACACCAACAUAUGUGGCCCCUAAAUCAACCCAUACAUAUUAUGGGUUGACUCCUGCUGCAUAUGUUGCCCAUGGUGGAAUCCAACGUGUCUCACCUUCAUUCGGCAUAUCCAGGUCUAAGACGCAUGCUCUAGAGGAAUCUAAAACCACAACGCAAGGGUUGGAAGCAUCUAACAUACCUACCCAAGAGUUACUUGUAAAAACACAUCCUUUGCCCAUGGUGUCCAACCAGGAAGCAUCCUCCAAGGAAAAAAUCCCUUUAAAUGAGGCCAUAAUAUCCACGACUCCAGCAGAUAAGCUUCUGCUUCCAAUCAUUGUUGUUACACAAGCUGAAGAUGUCUCAGAACCAAGCGUAUCCACAGCUGUAACCAGCAAAAUGGCAACUCCUGUUUCAGAAACACCAAAGGUUAAAACUGUGGCCAACACAAGACCAUGGGCUAAAUCUCCAACACCCGAGGCUAAGAAACCAGAGAUUAAAACCCCAAUUUAUGGAGUCAUCCCAAAACCCAAGACACCCACCACAGAAACCCAACACCCUGUGCCUUCUGCUGCAAACAAAGAUGCCAGCAAGACAAUACCUCCUGUCUCAAAAACAGAAUCUCCUGUGGCUAAAGCCAGGGUACAACAAGAAGAGUUAAAGGAAUCACCAGAGCCUAAAAUGCCCACCAAAGCAAUCUCUGAGUCUAAACCAGCAGGGACAAAGCCGACUACUUCUUCUCCACUUGGAAAGACCUCAGCUCCUGAGAAGCCUUUGGUGGCUGUUCAGUCUCCGGCUAAGCCAAAGGAUAACCAAGAAGCCCAACCUGAAAAGGCGGUGUCAGCUCCAAUCACACCAUCAACAGAGAAGGAAGAGGGAAAAGACUCUUCCCCAGCAGCUGCACCCCUUCUUAAAGUGAUCCAAAAGCCAAAGGGCAUGAUGAAGUCUAAACUCAGUGGUUGGUCACGGCUCAAGAAGCAUAUGGUGGUGGAAGAAGAACCACCUACGUCCCCAGAAUCAAAUCCUAUGAAAGACACCGCAAAGGGAACUGAGCAGGAGGGAGGUGAAGCGAAAACGGAUGAAACGGUGUCAUUUAAAGACAUGGUGGCAGCUGUAACGGCUGACGAUCCUCCCAAGGCAGCAAAGAAGUGGGAUUCUCUUCUCUUUGAUAUGUUCUCCUCUAAAGAGAAGAUUAUGCAGGUGAUUGAAGCUAGCAAAAGUGAGGAGGAGAAAAAAGAGCAGCCAAAGGAUGCACCAAAAGAAAUUCCAUCCUUUGCCCAUCGUCUGCCUGUCCUCCUUUUCAGCCCAAAGUUUGAUGCCAAAAGGCUAAGAGAGGCUGCAUCAAGGCCACUUACAAAAAUUUCGACAGUGUUUGAGAUGGGUCUCAUAGGGCGUAAAAAUAAAGAUGAGGAACCAAAAGACUUUAACAGAACAGCUAGAGGGUUCACCUGUCCUUAAACCAUGUCUCUUUGGACUGGUAAAAAUUUAACAGAAAAACAUUUUGAAAAAUUCUGUUAAAUGUUUUGUUUUACAGGUGUAGACAUAGUAGUCAUAAUGUACAGGUCCUGUGUAAUAGUCUCUCUGCUUGACACAGGGUACAAUAUUUAAGACGGUCUCUUAGAGAAUGUGGUCUGAACUUCACAUCUGACUAUGUUACGGAUGUGUCUGAAUGUCUCUUUCUCUGACAGUAUGAAAAUAUUACCUUGAAAAUCAGAGCAGAAGGAAAAAUAUAUUUUUGUCUUAAAGGAAUUCAGACCUCUCGUGAGAUUAAAAUGUACAAAGAUUAAGUAAAUCUCAGAGCUUCUUUUUUGUCCACUGUUAAACCAUGAUAGGAGAAUGAAUGACUUUUGCAGACCUCCACACAUCUUUUUUUCAAAAGUGGUCCUGAGACUGUAGUGUAAUGCAUUUAGGCACACCACCUACUGAAAACUAGACUGAACAGUAUAUUGAUGUAGGAUUUGGUUAUCGGAAGAAAUCUGACUCCAGGGGAUUCAGAGUAACGUAACCAAAUAAGGAUGAAAAAAGGAAGAGAGGAUGAAGGUAGAAGGAGUGUAUAUUUCUCCAAAUGGUGCUAUUUCCGCACGUUUUUCAAAUACACUUUAGAUAUUCAGGCGCUUCUUAGAAGUUAGAAUGUUUAAUUACACUACAUAUGCUAAUGCCAGCUUUGCCAUCUUCCUUUUUAGGAGUACAGGUCAUUGAGAGUGUUAUUUGAGAUCUUGGGUUGCUAACUCCUGGGAGAUGAGGAAGCUAUAUGAAGGAAGUGUUUAACCUUUGGCAUGGAUGGAUGAGGGGUCAGGGGGAGGCCUUGUGGGAUAUGGAGGCAAGUGAUGAUAAAUGCGAAGAAAAAUGUAUACAGUAAGUACUUAGGGCAGAUUCCUAAUUUGAGAUCCACGAAUUUCCCAAUUGACAUCAAUGCAGGAUUAACGUGAAAGUUAAAUUUAGCAUGUUUCACAGAGUUUUCAAAUAUGCAGCUUUCAAACGAGGUACCCAGAAUAGUCAAGAGCUGAGAGUGACAUUUGACCUUAAGGUUCUCUAGGUUCGUCAGCUUGUUAUUGAUGCUUUACGUUUGUGUUUCAUGCAUGGACUAUAUAAAAAGAUUAAGAACAUUAUCUCCUAUUGACAGAGUGAUGUUCAACCGUUUUGCAAUCUGAUGUUUAUCUGUAUAAGUGUACAGUAAAUGUUAUUUUCUAUAUAUUUUUGAUAAAAGAGAAAGAAAAAAAACUUGAAUAGGAAAAAGCUGAUUUUGGUUUAUGUUUGACAUAGAAAGUUCAUCUUGAACUACAGAAUGAAAUAGAGAAAAUGUAUUCUGUAGUGAAGAUAAUGGUCAGAGCAAGGUCAAGGGCAAAGCUAUUGCCCUUUUGGUGUUUGAUAAAAUAAAUAUUAUUAAAUUGUAGCUGGUAUUUUGUCUAUAAUUGUUGGUUUUUAUCUGCAGAACCAGCAGAAUAAAAAGGUGUUUUUUGCCUAAGAAAAUAUGAGUUAUUAUUGGACUACUCAUGGUAAUUACAGUAAUGUUUUAAAGUGUAUGAUUAUUGUAUAGACCCAGUUAUCGCACCUGCUUUUCCAUUGGUGUACUCAUCCAUAUAUUCAUCAUCAUCAACAGGAAUCUUCGCAUACUUGCCAUGAGCAGUCAUCACAAAUUUGUACCUUUUACCAGAUGGAUUGCCCUGAAAAGCAUAGGGACUGAUUUAGAACAGAAAUCAUUUGCCACAGUAAAUACACUGAGUUUGUCACAGAAUAUUCAAAUACUGUAUGUGUAUGUCUGCGAGCGAGUGAGCGUACUCACCUUUGCCCCUAAUCUCCCAGGGGAUGUUUCUCCAAUGAUCUCCCACAUGUUCUUUUUCUGCAUCACGUCACCAGCUUUUACAUCCUGGGGAAUGAACAGCACCAAACAGAAACUCAGCUGUAUAUCAAAUGAUUUUGUCAGCCAUGCAAGACAAGCAAUCCUCUUGGCUUUGGUUCUGAACCGCCACAACAGAAUUACACCCCAGAAGGGGGCAGCCUUGGAUGAAGCUCACUGCACAAACGCUCCUCUGAUUCUCCGCAUGCCUGUACACAGCUGUACUGCAAACACUUACGUGUGGAAGAGUUCAGAAGGAAACUGAGAGGACAGGGAAUGAAAGCGAAAAGAGCAGUAACCUUGAGAAGGGAGGACAUGAAGAGAGUUGAAAUGAGAAGACGGAGGAAGGAAAGUAAAGGAAGUAGAUACACAAAUGUUUCACUAAUGCUGUAUUUUGAUGAAAACGAUUCAGUCUCUGUAAAGGGGAUGCGACACCCCGUGUGUCAUCGUACAACAGUGUCCAACCUUAAGCCACCUAUGUAAAGGGGAUGCCAGUGCUAGAUAAUAGUGACAGGGAAGCCGUUUGUGGUAAUGUAUAUUCCACAGGUAAUCUCUUGUGAGCAGAAUACAUAAACAUAAAUGGUACCAUAGAUCUCUUUAUAGAUCUCUUUAUACUAUGGGCACUGAUAGCUAAGCAUUAGUUCCGGUGCUUGGGUUUUUCGUCACAUGUUAUUUAGACAAAUCAUGAUUUCGCAGGUGUUGGCAUCUUGAUUUUCAUUAAGGGAGAGGACAUUUGGCCCAUAAACUUGUCCGUAACUUGCAGAGAGAGAGGUUGGAGCUCCUUGUUCUGGUUCCAUUCCUCGUUCUAGCAUCUCUUCAUCGCCUCUCUUAACACUUAUGGAAUCAGAACAUAAUUAAGAAGCUGACCAACUAGCUAUGCAAGACUUUAGUUCUGGGUUAACCAAGAUUACUCAGGUGGAGACUGGUGAAAUGCAGAGCCAUAUACAGUACAUGUAUACCCAUAUAUACUGUACAUAGCUCUGUUCUGAGAUAAACUUACAGCUGGUCUCAGGGGCGAGUUCCUGCUUGUGCCAUCUGGGUUCCCCUUCACCCACUGGGUGAUCAGGUCUGCCACACCCACCUUCAGACCCUCAGCAUUCUGCUGACACACACACAGACAUACGUCAACUCAGGCAUUCAACAAGACACUUCCAUUCAUUAUGUAUUCGAUAGUGUCUUGUGACAGUUACAUAUAAAUGUAGCUGUCCAGCACACACAAUAGAUUUGGUUUUGGGUGGGCAGGCUAACAGCUACUGCUACAUACUAUUGAAUACCUCUGAGGUACAGGAGAGAGGGGCUGGGGGAAACCACACAUUUGUGGUAGAGAGUAAAAAUAAACUACAGACUUAUGCGCCUCUGAUCCCUACCGCCGUGGCUCACAGGGUGUUUGUUAUUCCACUCGCCCCGGGUCAAGUUGCCAUGCCUUUUCCGGAUACCUCAAAGAACCUUGGCCUGCACACGACGAAUGAGAUGCAGUAAUUAAACACAUCAGGGAGAGUCAAGUGCUAUGGCCUGGGGUGGGAGGACUAUAAACAGAGGUGUGAGAUCACACCCAUACAAUAGCAUGAAGAGAAGCAUUAGGACUGAUAUAUUUAGACAUCUGCACAGUGUGAAAAUGUAUUUUGAAAGCGCUAGCUAGGUAUGUCUGUGUCUCUAGUCUGCAGUAUAACUCAAGGCAGCUACUGUAUGUAAAAGAGCAUGUUUUGUAUCCAUAAGCACUGCUGCUAAAUUGUUGCCGCCACUCCACUUUAUAUCUAUAAAGUACCAGUCAAAAGUUUGGACACACCUACUUAUUCAAGGGUUUUUCUUUAUUUUUUACGAUUUUCUACAGUGUAGAAUAAUAGUGAAGAUAUCACACGUAUGAAAUAACACAUAUGGAAUCAUGUGGUAACCAAAAAAAGUGUUAAACAAAUCAAAAUAUAUUUUAUAUUUGAGAUUCUUCAAAGUUUGCCUUGAUGACAGCUUUGCACACUCUUGGCAUUCUCUCAACCAGCUUAGUUAUGAAGUCACCUGGAAUUAAUUUCAAUUACCAUGUGUGCCUUGUUAAAAGUUAAUUUGGGGAAUUUCUUUCCUUCUUAAUGUAUUUGAGCUGAUCAGCUGUGUUGUGACAAGGUAGGUGUGGUAUACAGAGGAGAGCCCUAUUUGGUAAAAUACCAAGUCUAUAUUAUGGCAAGAACUGCUCAAAUAAGCAAAGAGAAACGACUGUCUAUCAUUACUUUAAAACAUGAAGGUCAGUCAAUCCGCAACAUUUCAAGAACUUUGAAAGUUUCUUCAAGUGCAGUCACAAAACCAUCAAGCGCUAUGAUGAAACUGGCUCUCAUGAGGACCGCCACAGGAAAGGAAGACCCAGAGCUACCUCUGCUGUAGAGGAUAAGUUCAUUAGAGUUACCAGCCACAGAAAUUGCAGCCCAAAUAAAUGCUUCAGAGUUCAUGUCAGAGACACAUCUCAACAUCAACUGUUCAGAGUAGACUGCGUGAAUCAGUCCUUCAUGGUAUAAUUGCUGCAAAAAAACACUACUAAAGGACACCAAUAAUAAGAAGAGAUUUGCUUUGGCCAAGAAACACGAGCAAUGGACAUUAGAGAGUGUCACGAAUAUUACCGAAGGUGACUCCCCUUCUUGUUCGGGUGGCGCUCGGCGGUCGUCGUCGCCGGUCUACUAGCUAUCGCCGAUCCGUUGUUCUGUGUUUGUUUAGUUCUGUCAAAUUGGUAGCACCUGUUUCUUGUUUGGUUGUUAGGAUAGGGUUAUAUAUAGUCUGUUCAGCCCGCUUCUGUUUCGUGCGGGCUUGUUCUCCUGUUUCUUUGUUUGAGUGUAUUUUGGUUGGCAUUUGGGUUUCACGCUGUCCGUUUAUAUUUCUGUUCAUUUGUGUUUCCACUUUUGUACAUGUUAUGUUUCCAGGACAUUAAAGCGUGUUGUUUUUCCCACA